Molecule: messenger RNA, 1945 nt
Organism: Porites lobata
Lineage: Eukaryota; Metazoa; Cnidaria; Anthozoa; Scleractinia; Poritidae
Source: the annotation of a GenBank genome assembly
AUGGAACAGGCUCGAGAAAAGAAACGGACAGGCUCGACAUCAACUCAGUCAUCCUUGAACGCUGAAGGGACUUCAUUGAAGUAUGAUCAGUUUAACUGCCGUGAAGGUAAGUUGCAAUUUUUCUUCAUACUGAAAACAUUCUGUAAGAUUUCAUCCAAAUCAUCCAUUUUUCAUGCAAUCCAGACUGCGUAAUUAUCAACGAUGAAUAUUUGGGGUGUUCUUGUAAGUUUUUCUCGCACUGCAAAAGUUGUCUGUUCUUUCGCGGGAUUCUGUGUGUAAUUGUUAGCUACCGCUUUGUUAAAGUGAAAAGUUCGAUUGGGAAAGCUAAAGUUGAAAGUUAAAAUUAUAGUUAUGUACCACAAAAACGUAUUUGUAUAGAUCAUACAGUUGCUUCUUGACUUUUCACAAUUGAAUUAAAGCGGCCAAAUCAGUGUUUUAAGUUAACGGCUAGCGCGCAAGCGGUGAGGUUGAACCAUGACAAAAAACGCAGGAAAAAAAUCAAUAAAAAUCCUAGUUUAUAGUUAUGUUAAGGUAACAGUAUUUCAUUUUAAUUUUAAAAAAAGUGAAGUGAAACUUUGGAUUUCAUCCGCAAAAUCAAAAAUACAGAACUAUAUUUCACAUCUCAGGCACUUCACCAAAGGGUUGACAGAGAUAUGUGAUCUCGGAUUAAUUUUCAGAUCCCCUCAUUUUAUAAUACUUUCUUUUGCGGUAGAGUAAAUGGAGACAAAUCUGCUAUUCUGUAUGCUAAGCAGUUUUUCAAAAACUGAAAUCAGCAAAACAAUAGGAAGUGACGUAAGGUUAAAACGUUUUAGCCUGGCUUUUAAUCGUUCUUCAAGAAAAUUUUCUUAAAAUGAAAUGUAGUUUGCUUUUUUUUUUAACUGUGGAGGAAUUCCUUUGGACUGGAGUGACCAAUAUUCAAAUGAAGUUUUUUAGUACAGGUGCAUUGUUUGAUCUGUUAAUCAGCGUUUUACAGAAUGAUUUUGGCGUUGGCCAUUUAGAUUUGACUUAUGUCACUUUAAGAGUUCAAUUAAGGUAUCAUUGAACGUAAAGAAAACAUGUUUAAACAAGUUAUUACUAAACACCGAAAGGUUUGACCUCCGGAACCCGUCAGUUUCUCAAUGCUUCCGUCAUCACAGAGAGCGAUUAACAUGGUCAAUUUCCUUUUCAAUUUCUCGGGAAAAGGGUAACUUGUGUAAAGGGCACACCUUUCGAAUUGUCUAUAUUUUCAGUGAACGAAACUAGUUCCAAGUCGAAAUCCCUCAUUGCGGAGAAACAUAAAAAAGGUAUUUGCCUGUGAAAAUAUUUAUAUCUUCCCUUCAUGAUCGGAUCGCAGUCCCAAUUAUUAGCUGCAGGAUUAAAAUGAAUGGCCUAUCCCUAGAGACUAUGUUAGGGUAAAAUUCCGACAUUUAGAGAUUUAGAGAGUCACCUAAAAGGAGUAAGGAAGGUAGAAACGGGGCAGGAACUAACUCUAGAUGUCCUUGUUACCUAGCCGGAGAGUUGACUGUACGUCUCAUAUCUUUUCUUUCAGCUUACUCUAUAUCUUAUGACAGGAGGCUGGCUUAUCUCUGAAGUGCUGCUGAGUCCUGUUAAAUUCCGCCAACUCCUAAAGAAGCCGACAACAACUAAAGAUCAGCUUCGUUUACUAAACCAAGUAACUGACAACAGGUUUUCUAACCACGCACUAUCAGAGAAAGACAGCAACGCCACCGUCGACAGUCCGAACGUUCUUUACCGUCUCAGACGUUCUUUUCAUCCUUGUGAGAAGCGAAGAGUAUUCAAGUAUAACAACUGUCUAAAAAGACAUGUCGAAGAAGUUCACUGCAAACAACAACAUGUUGGAUGUCUCCUGGAUGGGCUCCCACCACCAACGUGCAAGAAAAAUUAUCAACUCUUCUUCGGAGAGAAUGGAGCUUGUCAUGUUGCAACAAGUUGUUCUUGUGCAUGA